Tarenaya hassleriana is the source of this 1508-nucleotide messenger RNA. Its product is annotated as G-protein coupled receptor 1. The record is from RefSeq and is a predicted model, not a curated record. Gene Ontology annotation, molecular function: G protein-coupled receptor activity. Gene Ontology annotation, biological process: cell surface receptor signaling pathway; adenylate cyclase-activating G protein-coupled receptor signaling pathway. The coding region runs from base 81 to 1040 and encodes 319 amino acids. The transcript has 9 exons. NCBI's taxonomy places the organism in Eukaryota, Viridiplantae, Streptophyta, Magnoliopsida, Brassicales, Cleomaceae. Gene Ontology annotation, cellular component: plasma membrane.
ACACGACAUUUGCAAAUCCAGACCGACGGCGGGUGAUCUCGCUCUCCAUUGUUGGAUCUCGAGGAGGGAGAGAGAGAGUGAUGUCCGGCGGUGGGGGUCUUACCGCCGGAGACCGGAGGAUUCUGACAGCAAUUAACACUGGAGCUUCGAGUCUCUCCUUCGCCGGCUCUGCCUUCAUCGUCCUCUGCUACUGCCUCUUCAAGGAACUCCGCAAGUUCUCCUUCAAGCUCGUUUUCUACCUCGCUCUCUCUGACAUGCUCUGCAGUUUCUUCCUGAUCGUUGGGGAUCCGUCAAGGGGUUUCUUUUGUUACGCACAGGGCUAUAGCACUCAUUUUUUCUGCGUAGCUUCCUUCCUGUGGACAACCACCAUUGCUUUCACUCUUCACCGCACUGUUGUCAGACAUAAAACAGAUGUCGAGGAUUUAGAGGCCAUGUUUCACUUGUACGUCUGGGGAAGUUCCUUGGUUGUGACUGUCAUUCGCUCUUUUGGUAACAACCAUUCUCAUUUGGGGCCAUGGUGCUGGACGCAGACUGGUCUAAAAGGAAAGGCCGUUCACUUUUUAACAUUUUACGCUCCUCUGUGGGGUGCCAUUUUGUACAAUGGUUUUACCUACUUCCAAGUUAUACGGAUGCUAAAAAACGCGAGACGUAUGGCGGUUGGAAUGUCAGACAGAGCAGAUCAACUAGAUGCGAGAGCCGACAUGAAGGCUUUGAAUCGAUGGGGAUACUAUCCACUCAUUCUAAUAGGAUCGUGGGCAUUUGGCACCAUUAACCGCAUUCAUGAUUUCAUUGAGCCAGGUCAUAAAAUCUUUUGGCUUUCCGUUCUUGAUAUAGGAACGGCAGCUCUUAUGGGCUUGUUCAACUCAAUAGCAUAUGGUCUCAACAGCUCAGUGCGGCGAGCAAUCUAUGAAAGACUGGAGCUGUUCCUGCCGGAGAGGCUCUAUAGAUGGCUUCCGAGCAGCUCAAGGCCGAGGAACCACCAUCAACAGCUGCAACAUCGAAGUGAACUGGUCUCGCUUAAGAUUGAGGAGCAGCAAUAACAAACACAUACUCUUUCUGCACUGUAUUCAUCAGGAUAAGAUUUCGUAUGAGCUGAGAGACGAUUUUGCAGAAUCAGAGCCUGGUACGACGUCCUUCUCUCUACUUGCGGUUUGGUAGCCUGUUUGUGGAAAUUAUCAUCGGCGUAUGGGAAGACUUGAAACUGGAAGCUUGUUGCCGAGUAGCGUGAAGAUUGGUACUUGUUCCCAAAGUUCCAAUUAUGUUUGUGGUCAAGGGAAGGAGUGUGGGGGCUUGAUUGAUAAAAGUAUCUGUUUUCUGGAUACAAUUCAUUGUUUCACAUGAAUCAAUAUUUUUUUUAACAGAAUACAUUAUUAGAGGGUUUUGAUCCUAACUAGUGAUGGGAAUUUCUGAUGAAUAGGUCUGUUGCAGCUGCGCAUAGAACGGAACCUUGGAUCUCUAGUUUAUAGGGAUCUUUAAUUUCAGAAUGUGUCAGAAAAUGGAUUUUUGUU